AUAAAACUGAAAUAAAAUAAAAUCCAAUCCAAUUAGAACAACCUUAGCUCGUACUUGCCUGCGCUCCAUAAACAAGAGAAAGAGAGAGAGAGAGCUUAAAAUCAUGGGUUCUGCGUCUCUGAUCAAUCCGCUGACAUCAUCUCUCUGCGUCCCCAAGUCAGAGCUGCUCACUGCUCCCAAACACUUGUGGGCGGUAGGCCCCAACUCCACCUCCACCUCCAACUGCUCGGCGCUGACUCUGAGCCUGAGGUCCAGCAAGAGCCUGAGCUUUCAUCAGAGAGGGUCUGUCGUGUGCAAGGCAGUGUCUGUGAAGCCGGAGACCGCAGUUGAGGGUCUCAACAUUGCCGAAGAUGUUACUCAGCUUAUUGGGAAAACUCCGAUGGUAUACCUGAAUAAGAUUAUAAAGGGGUCUGUUGCAAACAUUGCUGCAAAGCUUGAGAUUAUGGAGCCAUGUUGCAGUGUCAAGGACAGGAUAGGUUACAGCAUGAUAACUGAUGCUGAGCAGCGAGGACUUAUAAAGCCUGGCCAGAGUGUUCUGGUGGAACCGACAAGUGGAAACACGGGCAUUGGCCUUGCAUUUAUUGCAGCCAGUAAAGGAUAUAAACUCAUCUUGACAAUGCCAGCUUCAAUGAGCUUGGAAAGAAGGGUUCUUUUAAAGGCAUUUGGAGCUGAGCUUGUCUUGACCAACUCAGCAAAGGGCAUGAAGGGAGCAGUUCAGAAAGCUGAAGAAAUAUUGAAAAGUACACCCAAUGCAUACAUGCUUCAACAGUUUGACAAUCCAGCUAAUCCUAAGGUACACUAUGAGACAACUGGUCCAGAGAUCUGGGAAGAUACAAAAGGCAAGGUGGAUAUAUUUGUUGGAGGAAUUGGAACUGGCGGAACCAUUUCUGGGGUUGGGCGGUUCCUUAAAGAGAAAAAUCCUAGAAUAAAGAUCAUUGGUGUAGAGCCAACAGAAAGCAAUAUCCUUUCAGGGGGAAAACCUGGUCCCCACAAAAUUCAAGGGAUUGGAGCUGGAUUUAUACCUGGAAAUUUGCACCAGGAUGUAGUUGAUGAAAUUAUAGAGAUCUCAAGUGAUGAAGCUGUUGAAACUGCAAAGCAAUUAGCACUUCAGGAAGGCUUGUUGGUUGGCAUAUCUUCAGGAGCAGCAGCUGCUGCUGCUCUCAAGGUUGGUAAGAGGCCUGAAAAUGCAGGGAAGCUUAUCACGGUGGUGUUUCCAAGCUUUGGGGAGCGAUAUCUCUCCACUGUUCUUUUCCAGUCAAUUAGAGAAGAAUGUGAGAAGAUGCAACCUGAAUCAUGAACUUCCCUUGUUCAAGCAAUUUAUUUAUGAUGAUGAUGCAAAUUAUUUUUCGUGCAAUUUUGUUUUUCCUUAUCAUCAUCCAUACAGUUUUUGAAUUUUUAGCAUCUCCUCUGAGUCCCUUAGAUUGGAUGAUGGUAUAAGAUUCUCUUCCGUGACAAAAUUUUAGUGAAAAAAUUGUCGCUUGAGUAAAUACGUCUUUUUACCUGUCCAAAUCUAGCUAUUGUUUUAUGGAUCCUAUGGUGUACAAUAUUUCACCUUGGAAACCAAUUUCAAAGGCCAAAAUUUGAUAGUGGAGCGGAUAUUUAUUAUUGAUUUUGGUUUCUAUUUGAUUG
Fragaria vesca subsp. vesca is the source of this 1629-nucleotide messenger RNA. Its product is annotated as cysteine synthase, chloroplastic/chromoplastic-like. The transcript is spliced from 10 exons. The coding region runs from base 104 to 1297 and encodes 397 amino acids. The record is from RefSeq and is a predicted model, not a curated record. Gene Ontology annotation, cellular component: cytoplasm. Gene Ontology annotation, molecular function: cysteine synthase activity. Gene Ontology annotation, biological process: pollen tube growth; double fertilization forming a zygote and endosperm. NCBI's taxonomy places the organism in Eukaryota, Viridiplantae, Streptophyta, Magnoliopsida, Rosales, Rosaceae.